Suricata suricatta (meerkat) is the source of this 2761-nucleotide messenger RNA. It is a transcript of the gene TCP11, whose product is annotated as t-complex 11. The coding region runs from base 239 to 1756 and encodes 505 amino acids. The record is from RefSeq and is a predicted model, not a curated record. NCBI's taxonomy places the organism in Eukaryota, Metazoa, Chordata, Mammalia, Carnivora, Herpestidae. Gene Ontology annotation, cellular component: acrosomal vesicle; sperm flagellum. Gene Ontology annotation, biological process: regulation of sperm capacitation. The transcript has 11 exons.
CCUGUCGCCGGGAAGGAGGUGAGCGGCGGGAGCCGGCGCGCAAAGAGCUCCCCCUGCUGCCGGAGCCUGAGAGGGCCUGCGGCGGGCGCCCUGGACAAGGAGGGCCCUGCCCUGCGCCGCCCCUCCGGCCUGCUGCCUCCUCGUUGCGCCCAGAGCCCGACUCCUCCAGGCUCCUUGGUUCCGUCUGUCCCCGAGCGGCCCCGAAGGUGGCCCCUACUCCUUUGAUUCCAUCCGCAACAUGCCAGACGUCGAGGAGAAAGUGCCUCUGAAGAACCCAGGCGAUGCAGAGUGCGGGUCCUGCAAGCCCGAAACCUCAGCACCGGCAGGGGAAAACCGGAGCGGCCCCGAGGACCAUUCUCUCUGUCCAGUAGAUACAGUUGACAACAUUUCUAAGCUGAACAAGAUUGGAAUGAAUCAUGAUUUCCACAUGGAAGAAAAGGUUUUACCUCCAAACAGUUUGGAAGGCAAGGUCAAGGAGACAACGCAUAGUGCCUUUUGGGACCAUCUUAAAGAACAGUUGUCAGCUACUCCCCCAGACUUCAGUUGUGCUCUUGAACUUCUGAAAGAAAUUAAAGAGAUCUUGCUCUCGCUGCUGUCACCACGCCAGGGCCGCCUGAGAAGUGAGAUCGAGGAGGCACUGGGCGCGGAGCUGCUCCAGCGGAAGGCCGAGGGCGGGGCUCUGAGCCUCCCGCAUCUCUCUAAGUACAUUCUUGGCAUGAUGACUUUGCUGUGCGCGCCAGUUCGAGACGAGGUGGUGCAGAAACUGGAGAACAUUACGGACCCUGUUUGGCUACUGAGGGUAUAUUAUAUUUUCUGUGUCAGGGGGAUCUUCCAGGUCCUGGGCCUGAUGAAAAUGGACAUGGUGAACUACACCAUGCAGAGCCUUCAGCCCCACCUGCAGGAACAUUCCAGCCAGCGUGAACAGUCCACAUUCCAAGAACUCCUCAAUAAGCAGCCAAGCCUCCUCAGUCACACCACCAGGUGGCUGACCCAAGCGGCUGCGGACCUCACCACGCCGCCUCCCACUUGCCCAGACACUUCCGACUCCGCCAGCGUGGUCAGCUUCUCUCCGAGCGAGGCGGCCAUCGGCCCGGAGCCCCUCAGCCCUACCAUGGUGCUGUCCCAGGGGUUCCUGAACCUCCUUCUCCGGGACCCUGAAGACGAGGAUUUCCCUGAGACCCUGCUGACAGACAGAGCGCAGCUGCAGGAGCUCAGGUCCCAGUUGCGCCAGCUCACCGUCCUGGCCUCAGUCCUGCUGGUGGCCAGGAGCUUCUCUGGCAGCGUGUUGUUUGGCUCCCCCCAGUUUGUGGAUAAGCUGAAGCAGAUAACCAAAGACCUGAUGGAGGAGUUCAAGUUCAGGCCAGAGGAGGCUCUGCAGACUGUGAGUGAGCAGGUGUCUCAGGAAAUGCACCGGAGCCUCGAGAACAUGGGCCUUGCUGCUCUGAGCAGUGAAAACACGGCAUCUCUGAUAGGACAGCUCCAGAACAUUGUCGAGAAGGAGAACUGUGUCCGCAGUGUCAUUGAUCAGCGGGUCCAUUUGUUUCUCAAAUGCUGUUUGGUCCUUGGUGUUCAGCGAUCCCUGUUGGAUCUCCCCGGAGGCCUUACCGUCAUUGACGCAGAACUGGCAGAACUGGGCCAGAAGUUUGUCAGCCUGACGCACCACAAUCAGAAGGUGUUUGGCCCCUACUACACGGAGAUCCUAAAAACCCUCAUCCCUCCAGCCCAGCCGCUGGAAACAGAAGUGGAGUCUCUCUGAUAGCACCGGCUCAACGCCCUGGCGCCGUGGACCCAGGAGAGCUCCUCACCGCUUUCCUGGGGUGACCUCACCACCGACUGCAGAGCCGGAAGCCCUCUCCCCUCCUGCAGCCGGCACACCAGGGCUGUAGUGAUCAGCAUGUAAACACCAGCUGGCCCAAACUCGUUCACUAAUAAACUUCUGAACUGCAAGGAAACCUCCAGUCUUCCAGUGCCGCCGCUAUGCCUGAGCCCCGUGCUCUGGGCCCCCAGCUAGCAGAGAAGCCAAAAGACCCCCAGUUUUUCCUCCACUGGCCAGGGGCUCCCUUUGGCACACAGAGCUGAGAAGCCGAGACACUGGGGUGCUAGCAUUAUUUCUCUGAGAAGUCUCUAGGAUUAUCCAAAAUGUGACUAUAAGGGCGUCUCUGGAAAUCAGAAAUUAGUUUUGUCCAGUUCAGCUGAGGAUAGGGUGCGGUUGAAAUAAGUUCUUAGAAACCUCAUUUCUAGGACCGAAUUCCCCCGAAGGUUCCAAACGAUGCAAGAGCCAGUAGGAGUGUGUUGCAGUGUCUGCAGCAGGUUCCGUGAAGAGAAACACAGAGAACAUUUCAGGAACGGAGGGAGCUGCAGCCGACACACAGAGCCUAGGAGGAACAACAGAAGGCGGAUUUGAGCUCCUAGCGCUGGCGAGUUCCUCAUCGACUUCCUUUUUAGAGAGCCUCGAUGGGUGACACAGCCGGAUGGCCGCGCAGCCAUGGCCAGGCGUGCUGGAGGCCGGGGCAGACAUCCUCAGGAUGGGGAAGCCCUGGAAAAGGGUGUGUUUCAUAAACAGUGAAGCUUGCCUAGAUGGAUUUCUCUGAUUUGCAAGGAUUAAUUUGAAUUUCUUAACCCACAUUUUGGAAGCCUCAUUAUCUUAGAAGCAGAAAUGCUCUGAAGGGACCCUUGUGAAAAGGCCUGGUUGUGGGUGCAGACACGGAGCCGACAACAGAACCCUGCUCUAUACUUCAUGAUUAAAAUCUGAGAUGAUUGA